UCUUUCGGCUCAGUUUGGCAGUCCUCUCAUAUUUCUAUGAUAAUAGUUUUUGCGGCAUUUCAGUCAUUUUUUCACUCAUAGUUUUGCUAUAUUUCGGUGAUAUUUUUAAGUCACAUAGUUUUGUCAUAUUUCAGAUAUAGUUGAGUGAUAAUUCUGUGAUAUUUCAUUCAUAAUUUAGUGAUUAUUUUAGUGAUAUUUGAAUGAUAUUCCCGCACCGUCCCUGCAUUCCCCGGAGCCUCCGCUGCUCUAACAAGAGCCUUUCCCCGGCGGAGUAUGUCCCGACGGUCCCGGUGCUGCUUCCCCGAGACAUGGAGCCGUGUUACCGGCUGCUGCGGCGGCUCGUGCCCGGUCUGCCGCGCGGACGCGCCGCCAGCCGGUUGGAGAUCCUUCAGCACGUUAUCGACUACAUCCGGGACCUUCAGACCGAGCUGGACGCCUCCUGCCCGACCGGGGGGGACCGGGGACGAACCUCCACACCUGCCAGCCUGCAGAAUUCCUCAAAACAACAGAGGUCGAGGAGAGCUGCACAGAUGAUGUUUUUGGAACAAGAGGAUGAUCAGACAGAGAGAGAGAGAGAGAGAGAGAGAGAGAGAGAGAGAGAGAGAGAGAGAGAGAGAGGAGAACCUGGGAGAACGUUGGGAGAACGUUGGGAGAACCUGGGAGAUCCUGGGAGAACCUGGGAGAACGUUGGGAGAACCUGGGAGAACGUUGGGAGAACCUGGGAGAUCCUGGGAGAACCUGGGAGAACGUGGGGAGAACCUGGGAGAUCCUGGGAGAUCCUGGGAGAACGUUGGGAGAACCUGGGGAACGUUGGGAGAACCUGGGAGAACGUUGGGAGAACCUGGGAGAUCCUGGGAGAACCUGGGAGAACGUUGGGAGAACGUUGUUCAAGGGUUCUCAGUUCUGCUGCUGAAAUAUGA
Molecule: messenger RNA, 920 nt
Organism: Perca flavescens (yellow perch)
Lineage: Eukaryota; Metazoa; Chordata; Actinopteri; Perciformes; Percidae
Exons: 4
Coding region: 201-920 (239 amino acids)
Biological process (GO): cell differentiation; negative regulation of transcription by RNA polymerase II; circadian regulation of gene expression
Cellular component (GO): nucleus; cytoplasm
Molecular function (GO): transcription regulator activity; protein dimerization activity
Source: RefSeq, a predicted model, not a curated record